This is a messenger RNA of Entamoeba invadens IP1, 489 nucleotides long. RefSeq lists its product as hypothetical. Lineage: Eukaryota; Evosea; Mastigamoebida; Endamoebidae. The record is from RefSeq and is a predicted model, not a curated record. The transcript has a single exon. The coding region runs from base 1 to 489 and encodes 162 amino acids.
AUGUUAGAAAACAUCAAAUUUCCAACAUUGUUAAAAACAAUUGAAGACAACUGUUUCGCUCGUUGUGGUUCACUGAAGUCAGUCAAUAUUUUUAAUAUUGAAAAUUCUAUUGGAGAUGGCGUGUUUAUGGAGUGUUCAAGUUUGACAUCAAUAUUUAUUGGAGGGUCCGCUACUAAAUUUGGUAAAAAUACAUUCAAAGACUACACUUCACUUAUUGAUGUUAAAAUACCAUUUCUUGUUAAACAAAUCGGACUCUAUCUUUGUUCAGGAUGUACCAAUUUGCCAUAUUUUGAACUUCCAGAUCAAUUGGAAGAAAUUCCAGAUUAUACCUUUUAUCAAUGCAGUAAUUUAGAAACUGUUAAUGUACCAUGUAAUAUAACUAAAAUUGGAUUUAUGGCGUUUUUGAGGUGUGAAUUAUUGAAAAAAAUAAAGUCCCAGCAACUUCCAAAUCGAUUAGUGCCUCUUGUUUUAUGGGAUGCAAUUUAUUAA